Eptesicus fuscus (big brown bat) is the source of this 2661-nucleotide messenger RNA. It is a transcript of the gene ADARB2, whose product is annotated as adenosine deaminase RNA specific B2 (inactive). Gene Ontology annotation, molecular function: tRNA-specific adenosine deaminase activity; double-stranded RNA binding; double-stranded RNA adenosine deaminase activity. Gene Ontology annotation, cellular component: nucleolus; cytoplasm. Bases 1 to 2148 code for a protein of 715 amino acids. Lineage: Eukaryota; Metazoa; Chordata; Mammalia; Chiroptera; Vespertilionidae. The transcript has 10 exons. Gene Ontology annotation, biological process: adenosine to inosine editing; RNA processing. The record is from RefSeq and is a predicted model, not a curated record.
AUGACAUCUAAAGCCCACGCGCUGGAGACAAGAGAAGAAAGUUGGGAGGACAAAGUGAGCAUGUUGUCAGCCUUCAUCGCUCCCUUCAAGCACUUGAGCCCCGGGGCCACUAACACGGAGGAUGAGGAUAAUCUAAGUACCAGCAGCGCAGACGUGAAGGAGAACCGAAAUGUGAGCAACCUGGAGGCACGGCCACUGCCCGCGGGCGACAGAGCCCGAGGCGGUGCGCCUGGCGUGAAGAGGAAAAGGCCUCUGGAGGAGGGCAACAGUGGCCACUUCUGCAAACUGCAGCUGAUCUGGAAGACGCUCUCGUGGUCAAUGACGCCCAAGAACGCGCUGGUGCAGCUGCACGAGCUGCGGCCCGGCCUGCAGUACCGGAUGGUGUCCCAGACCGGCCCGGUGCACGCGCCCGUCUUCGCUGUGGCGGUGGAAGUGAAUGGGCUCACGUUCGAGGGCACGGGGCCCACCAAGAAGAAGGCCAAGAUGCGGGCCGCCGAGCUGGCCCUGCGCUCCUUCGUGCAGUUCCCCAACGCCUGCCAGGCCCACCUGGCCAUGGGCAGCAGUCCCAGCCCCUGCACGGACUUCACCUCCGACCAGGCCGACUUCCCCGACACGCUGUUCAAACAGUUCGAGCCGUCGGCACCCAGCGCAGCCUUCCCGGGCCACCGCCCCGCCGAGCCCGAGCUGCUGUCCCCCGUCUGCCGGCGGGGACGGCUGCUGCGCCGCACGCUGGACCUGGUGGCCCCGGGCGAGAGGAACCCGGUGGUGGUGCUGAACCAGCUGCGCGCCGGCCUGCGCUACGUGUGCCUCUCGGAGCCUGCCGACAGGCAGCGGCCGCGCAGCUUCGUCAUGGCCGUGAGCGUGGACGGCAGGAUGUUCGAAGGCUCGGGACGCAGCAAGAAGCUGGCCAAGGGCCAGGCGGCGCAGGCGGCCCUCCAGGCCCUCUUCGACAUCCGGCUGCCCGGCCACGUGCCCAGCAGGAGCAAAAGUCACCUCCUGCCCCAGGAAUUCGCCGACUCUGUGUCCCAGAUGGUCACGCAAAAGUUUCGUGAGCUGACCGUGGGCCUGACGUCCAUGCACGCCCGCCACAGAGCACUGGCAGGGAUUGUCAUGACCAAAGGCCUGGAUGUCCGGCAAGCUCAGGUUGUCGUCCUGUCCUCAGGGACCAAGUGCAUCAGCGGCGAGUACAUCAGUGACCAGGGCCUGGUGGUCAACGACUGCCACGCGGAGACUGUGGCCCGGAGGGCACUGCUCCACUUCCUGUACGCGCAGCUGGAGCUGCACCUCAGCAAGCGGCGAGAGGACUGGGAGCGCUCCAUAUUCGUGCGGCUGAAGGACGGCGGCUACCGGCUGAGGGACAACACCCUGUUCCACCUGUACGUGAGCACGUCCCCCUGCGGAGACGCGCGCCUCCACUCGCCCUACGAAAUCACCAAGGACCUGACCAGCAGCAAACACAUCGUCAGGAAGUUCCGCGGGCACCUGCGCACGAAGAUUGAGUCCGGGGAGGGGACCGUGCCGGUCCGGGGCCCCGGCUCCGUGCAGACCUGGGACGGCAUCCUGCUGGGUGAGCAGCUCAUCACCAUGUCCUGCACAGACAAGAUCGCCAGGUGGAACGUGCUGGGACUACAGGGCGCCCUCCUCUGCCACUUCAUCGAGCCCGUGUACCUGCACAGCAUCGUCGUGGGCAGCCUGCACCACACCGGCCACCUCUGCCGGGUGAUGAGCCACAGGGCCGAGGACAUCGGCCAGCUGCCCCCCUCAUACCAGCACAACCGGCCCCUCCUCAGUGGCGUGAGCAGCGCCGAGGCCCGCCAGCCCGGGAAGUCUUCCCACUUCAGCGUGAACUGGGUCGUGGGCAGCGCGGACGUGGAGGUCCUGGACGCCACCACGGGGAGGCGGAGCUGCGGGGGCUCCUCCCGGCUCUGCAAGCACGUGCUCUCUGCCCGGUGGGCGCGGCUGUAUGGAAAGCUGAGCACGCGGAUUCCGAGCCACGGAGACACGCCGGCCAUGUACUGUGAGGCCAAGCUGGGGGCGCGCACCUACCAGGCAGUUAAGCAGCAGCUGUUCAAAGCGUUUCAAAAGGCAGGCCUGGGCACCUGGGUGAGGAAGCCACCCGAGCAGGACCAGUUCCUACUCACCCUCUGAGCGGCUGCCCCGGGCUCACGGGCAGAGUGAGAUGCCUGAGGGGGCCGGGCGGGCGUGAGGAGCAACAAGACUGUGCUGACCGGCUCUGUGGGUCCCUUGCCCUUGGGUGUUCCAGAAACACACGAGCGUGCGAUGUUCAGAUGAGCAACUAGACUUGAAGUAGGAACGUGCUGCUUCUCGGAUGGCCACUCCCAGGCUGCCGGAACCCGCCCGCCCGCCACACCUACAGGCACGAGUGCGGUGGCUCCCUCUUCUUGGUGUGUCAGAGGGGACAUGACUGUUCAGGCUGCAGGGUCUGAGUUGCAGCCUCGAAAGGUGGCACCGGGACAUCACCAGUUAGAAACGAACCUCAGGCGCCAUUCAUUCCCUGUUCCCCUCCCGACGCGCUGCUCGAGCGUUGCACUUGGUUCUCACUAGCACAAGGUUAUAGAUACUUCGAGAUAAGCCACAAGUGAAGAGAAAAGCCAUGCGCUCCUCCCCAAAGAAGCCAGUAAGAACGUCCUCUCAUUGUCA